UUAAAAGCCCGGUAAAGUUAAUGUAAACAGUCAAACAGUGUAAUUUGAUAUUAACAAAAAACACAAUCAAAUUAGUAUAAAAUGGCAUUAACGAGAAGUGGUGCAUCAGGAACUAAACAGUCAGAACAAAAUGGUAAAAAAUAUACUAAAAUAACUAAAAACGCUAAAUCCAAAGUAUCAAAAAGGAAAGCUGAUCAGGAAGUAAAUGAUGUUCCAAAAAAAACACCCAAGGAAGCUGCCGAUGAAAAUAAUGUUGAACUCAAAUCAAAGAAACCUAAAAAAGAAAAAGAUGCAGGAAAUGAAGAAGCAGAAUCUGAGGAUACUGAUGGGAAAACGACAGGAACGAUAUACCAGUUUAAAGCAAAUGAUAUUAAAGGAAAUGAAGUGUCUCUAGAUAAGUACAAAGGCCAUGUGUGCAUUAUUGUGAAUGUUGCAUCCAGAUGUGGACACACUAAGAGCAAUUAUGAACAGUUGGUUGAAAUUUUUGAUAAAUAUUCUGAGGACAAAGGGUUAAGAAUCCUGGCUUUCCCUUGUAAUCAAUUUGGUAAGCAAGAGCCUGGCAAUAAUGAUAAGAUCUGUGAAUUUGCUGAAAAGAAAAAUGUAAAAUUUGAUUUAUUUGAAAAAAUUGAUGUGAAUGGUAAAAAUGCACAUCCCUUAUGGAAAUUUUUAACCAGUAAGAUAAGUGGACCAAAAGGCAGCAGUAUAGCUUGGAAUUUUACAAAAUUUAUAAUUGAUCAAAAUGGAAAUGUUGUGGAAAGACAUGCUUCAGCUGUUAAACCUUUAACAUUAGUAGAAAAUCUUGAAAAAUUUUGGUAAUGUUUAGAAUUAUUCAUGUACUUAAUAUAUAUUUUAUAUUAUAAUUAUUGUCAUCACAAGUAUUUAGAAUAUUUUAUAUUAAUAAGCAAAAUGUAUUUGGUGUUUUCUAUUUUGUGUAUGUUUCUGCAGGUAUUGAAAUAAAGAAAUAACUUUUCCUUUAAUUUGUGAACUUUUAGUCUGGCUGAUUUGGAAUAUAUAAAAUAGCUACAUAGAAUAAAAUUAUAAGUUAUACCUGGUGAUACUUGAAAUAAUCUGCUAUAAGGUAAAUGUGCUAGUAGUUGACAUUAUAAGAAGAAAAAAAAAACAUUAUUUAGCUUCAAACCGAUGUAGUUGAAAUUAAAUAAAAAAUAUAUGUAUAUUCAGGUAAUCUAAUCCUUCCUGAAUAUUUA
Messenger RNA from Diabrotica balteata, 1205 nucleotides. The record is from the annotation of a GenBank genome assembly. NCBI's taxonomy places the organism in Eukaryota, Metazoa, Arthropoda, Insecta, Coleoptera, Chrysomelidae.